Messenger RNA from Klebsormidium nitens, 1136 nucleotides. Lineage: Eukaryota; Viridiplantae; Streptophyta; Klebsormidiophyceae; Klebsormidiales; Klebsormidiaceae. The record is from the annotation of a GenBank genome assembly.
GUGAUUCAUGUUGAGCAGAUUUUCCUUGCACUGUUGCAGUUCAACUUCCAGAAGUGGCAGAAGACGGCGGAAGGACAAAAGAGGAGAAACGAGGCGAAACAAGUCGAAUUGCUGUUGAAUCCUGUGCCGCUGGCAUCUUCCUCCAUCAUGGCUGAGCAACAGCAGAUCCCCGUAACUGCUCUGACUGUGGAACAGCUGAAACAGGUGAAGGACACCCUAGAAGCAGAGAUUCAGGUCCUGUCAGACUCCAUACGCUCGCUGCAGGUUGUCAUCCGGAAGUUUGAUGCUGCUGCAGGCGCGGUUGAUGACCUCUCCACCCAGACAAGCGGGAAGCCUGCGCUGAUUCCUUUGACGGGGUCUCUGUUCGUCCCUGCAACACUAGCAAGCGUGGAGAAAGUCUUGGUUGAUGUCGGUACUGGCUAUUAUGUAGAGAAAACUUUGACAGACGGAAAAGACUACUGCACUCGUCGUGUCAAGUACUUGGAAGACAAGCUUCGAACCAUUGGCGAUCUUUUGGGCGACAAGCAAAAGAAUCACUCGGAGGUUUCCCAAGUGAUCCAAAUGAAACUUUCGGGGCAAGGUAGGCAAACCACUGCACAAGCAGCGGCCGUAGGAUGAACCAGACGGCGUUGCUAGCUUUCUUGUACAUUGCGCUGUUCAACGACCGGUCGCUUCAAACAAUGGAGAUAUAGGAUGAGCCAGGCGAGACUGCCGGCCUUCUUCUGCACAAUGCGUAUUGAAGUUCAAUAUCUCAUUUGCAUCUUUGGUCUAGCUGGUAUGGGCACCGUAUCCACUCUAAGAUCCUGCAACUGCUUCCGUUCAUGAAGUGAUGACGAUAAAGCCACAAGUCAUCACUCAUACUGAAGGUAUUGGGGCGUGCCAGUGCACAUACCCACACUGAUGUAGUUUGACAUGACAAGGUAUUGCAUAUACAACAGAAAACUUUGAACGAAACUUAGCAACAUCAUAUCAGCAGCAUUUGAUGGAAAAUUAGUUCAGGCGUUUUGAAUUUUACUAAGAUGGUUGGAUGCGGCCGUCCAGUGCCUCACCUCAAUAAGAUUCUAGGUGGCAUCAUUUAUGCUAAGUUUCCAACCAAGAACCGUCAUAAAGGGCCGUACUUUGUAUGUUUAGCAACA